AUGUAAUCUGCAGAAGAGAAAAAGGAUAUUAAACCCAAGAAAGAGAUUUCAAGGGGUUUCAAAGUCGAUCCAACACCUCACAUAGAUGUUUCUAAGAUGGAUUAAUUUGUUUCGUAGCUAUAUGAAUAUGGUUAAGCAGACAAAGGUGAAUUUAUUAUGAAUUUAAGAAACUAUUUCAAGAAAAAUGGAGAAUUUCUGAUAAACAUUAGAGAUUCAGCGGGCAACUAUCUCAUUCAUCAUCUUUGCUUUAUAUUUGAAGACUCAGAUGCCGAUAUAUUUAUCAAUCUGGUCAGAUGUCUAACAGGUAACAUGCCUGAAUCCACAACUCCACCUCCUAAAGCUACAAAGCAAAAUUCAUUGCAGCAAACCUGCUUACAUUUGCUGGCUUAACAAAAAAAAGUUGCAUUACUAAUGAUUCUAUUGAAAGUUUUGCUCGAAGAGAGUGAUCAUUAGGACCAAAAUUCAAAUAUAAAUCAAAAGGAUGGAAACGGCCGCACGUUCCUGCAUAUAAUCUUGAAUAAUAAUUUGAUUAAUGCGUAUGAAGAUAUAGUUAAGAAGUACAGUGAGCACUUAGACUUUGAAAUUACCGAUUAUCAUUUUAAUCAUAUGAUGUACAAAAAUUUAAAGAAUAAAUAACUAAGCCACUUAAAGUAAUCCAAGCAAUACGAUCAAUUAAUUGAGCAAAUUCUAAGAGUAGAUCUGAAAGUUUAUGGAGACAUUAGAAACAUCUUGUUUGAUAGAGAGAUAGGUACAAAUAUCUUAACUGACUUAGCAAGAUACUCAUCAUAGGAGGAUUUCUUUGAACUUCUUAAGAAAAUUAUGCCUUUAGUAGAAGAAUGGAAAAUAGAGCUUGAACCAUUAAUUAACUCAACUGCCUAAGAUGGCUCAAAUAUACUUAUGAAAGUCUUCUCUUAGUUCUCUGUCGAUAAUAUUGAGCAGUUUAUCGAGGUAGUUGGAAUUGAGAAUUUUAAAAAGAUUAGUAAUAAGCUCUCAAAAAAGAAUCUGAUGCAUUAUCUAUUCCAAAACGUUUAUCUGAGUGGCUAUGAGCGAACAAGGAUCUACCGAAGAUUACGCUUGAUUGAUUCUCGAAUGGUUGACUAGAAUGAUAACUUUGGAAAUUAUCCAGUCAAUUACCUAAUUGACAGAGUAAGCAGAGAUCAAUUAAAUUAAGAUGAUAAAAACUUGCUUAUUGAGGUACUUGACAAUACAAAUCUUAAAGGAUUGCAAGAUUACAGUAAUGAGUAUGAUAGGAAAUUAAAAAAACUUAGAGUAAAAUUAUUUACUAGACCAAAAGAAGAUUAAUAAAGUUCGGAAGAAAGAUGGCGUGAUAAACGUAAAAGAAGAGAGAAAUUCAAGUAAUAUAUCAAAGAUAAGAUUAGUGGCUUAGAUGUAUUUCCAAUACAGCCACUUGAGACAGCAAUAAGAUCUGGAUCAUUCGAAGUAUUUAAGAUUGUUUUUGAGAAAAAACCUGUCAAUCCAAUAAAUUAAACAAGCGAUUAAAAUACAGUCCUACUCGAAAUGUGUUUAAAUCAAGAAAAUUUUAAUUUAUUUCAGUACCUAAUUGAUCAUACUCCGCCAAGCUAAUUUGAUAGAAAUCACUGUACAUUACAUCCACUACUUAGAAUCUAUGAAAAAAUAUGCAAAAUGAGCUCUGAAAUAAAAUUUUAAUUUUUGGAAUGCUAUUCAUCACUGGUUGGUAAAAUUAUCAUAAAAGAUAGAAACUCACUUCAAUGGAUGUGGGAUAACCUUAAUUUGCCAAUAGAAGAAUCAAAAGAAAAGGUAAAACCGAGAAAUUAUCUAAAGUGGAUGACAAAAGAUACAUUAAUCAGCGAAGAAGUUAUUCAAAAUUUCAGCAGUGUCUAUGAAUUACUAUACUUCUUAGCUCGUACUCACAAUUGGACUAUUUAUAAUGCAAUUAAGGAUUUACCUGAAUUUUGGGAUGAUGAUUAUGAUAACACUGAAGAAAAACUAUUUCAUUUCUUGCUCUUAAAAGACUAAUGCAAAAGACAUGAUACUUAAGGAGUUGACUGCAUAAUUUAACUGCAUCCAGAUUGUUUACAUUUCAAAGGUACCAAGAAAGAAGCAGAAUUUAGAAAUGAGUUGAGUAUUGCGAUGUUCUUCAAAUACAGAGAUAUCAAAGAUCCAAAUCUUAUAUUUCAUCUCAAAGAAAAAUAUUAGAUUACUCUCAUUCCAUUGCUAAAAGAUAUUAAAAAGAAAGUCAAACUGCCCUAUUAAAGAGAUCUAAAAUUCAAAAAUCUCAAUAAAUCUCAAUAAAAGAAAUUGCAGAAUCAGCUAUUUUCAAAUGCUUUCUAGUGUUCUAUAGAGAUAAACUAUUCUAAAUUAGAGCCUUAAGAGAGAGAAUUACUCAGAGAGCAAAUAUGGAAGCAUGAAAACAAGUCAAUGUAUAUUCAGAAAUUGCAUGAGGCAAAGACUUUGUUCGAGGUAUUUGAUAUUAAGGAUGAUGCUAAUAAAGUAGGGUUUUAUAAUUAUAUUUAGCAACUCUGCCGAUAAUAGUAAUUCGACAAAGUUUCAAGUUUCCUAAUUCUAAUGAAACAACAUCUUACUAAGAAUUACUCUUUCUAUCCGAUAAAUUAUUAUGCUGAAGUGAAGUAAUUUCAAAACAACUUCCCAUAUAGAGAUUUUAAAAUUAUCGAGAUUAUUAGAAAAUUCAAUCUGAAAGAUGAUAAAUUCCCUCUAUAUCUUGGACAGAUUGAGAAAAAUUAAAUUCAAGAUGAUGAAGAAGAUGAGCUAAAUGCGAUAUGGGAAAACAUGAUGUAACCUGGCUCAAUGGAAUCAAAGAAAUACGUUGCUAAUGCAUUCUGUAUAAUAUUCAAAAUGUUUAGCAAAUAUGGUCCCAUAAAAAUUACUGUUAACGAUAAAAACUAUUAAUAAGUCAUAGAUCUUGUAGAUUAAGUAUUUGAAUUUGGGGGUUUUCCAUUUAUUGAAAUAGAGUAACCUCAUUCAAAAUUAGUAAAUCUUAUACCAAAAGAAAAGUUAGAAGAGAUCAAGAGGUAUAAUAAAGUGCUUUAAAAAUUUAACCUUUCACUCAAGAGAUAAAAUCUAAAGACUAUUGUUCAUGAAGUUGCUAUUUAACCAUAUGAUUAAUAUAUGGAGAAACUAAUUUAAUCAUUCUUAAAGCCUGAUUCUCUUCAAAAAUUCAACUUUAACUCGCAUGAUUAAAUUGGUAGAACACCUUUGGCUUUAGCUCUUGAGUUAAAAAAUAUGAAAUUUAUAGAGCUUAGUCUGACUAACAAUCCCUCUUAAAUCAUUAAUCAAUCAUUUCAAUACUCUUAAAUUCUCUAAAAGUUUUACUAAGAAGCUACAAUUGAGCAAAAAUGUUAGUUACUUGCGCUUUAAUCAAAGAAAGUUAAAUAAAUGGACAAAGGUUAGAAGGAUUUUUAGAAUUAACUUGAUAAGGGAUAAAUUGAGGACCACAUUAAUAUCUUAUACUCAGAUUCUUUUAUAGAAUUAGUUACCGAUGAAAAGUUUGACUCAGCAGAGUACUAGUCAGUUAAACUUCUAAAAAUUAAGCAUUAGAUUAGAGAAAAAUGCUAAAAGCAAAUGAUUUAGACAUUCAAAUUUCAGAGAAAAAUACUCCAGGAUAUUUAGAAUCGUGAAGGAAGCGUCUAUUCAGUAGAAUACUUAUUGUAUCAACGGUAGAUCUCUCCUAUGAGUUUCUUAGGAGAUUACAUGCAUGAAAUGGGAGCCAAAAUAUCGUUGAUUUAACUGCAGCAACUUGAAUCUCUAGGCUACAAUUUUUGCAAUUCAAUAUGCUCUAAAUUUGAAGAAAAUAGCAAUUUAAUGAAGAAUAAAAAAUAUCCAAUAAACCCAUUCUUCCCAUUCAAAUUUAAAUUUUACUAGCAUUCAUAUUUAUUGAAAUAUGUGCUGUUAUUUUAGCCAAGCAACAUGGAAUUAAUUGUUCAUAUCUAUGAAAAGAUUGAUAAAUAAGCAUUUGGACCAUUUUUAUUUGAAAUUAUGAUAUUUGUUGGGAGAAUAUUGGGAACUAAAAAUGAGAUAUUUAUUGAAUUGUUUGAAAAUGAGUUAGCAUAUACAAUGGAGAGACAACUUACAGGUUGUGAAAGUAGAUUGAGCAAAUUUAAAGGAGUAAAAUGCCCUAACUACGUACUAUCACACUAUACAAAAAGAGCAUACAAGAAUAUGCUUUGCGAACUCUUAGAUAUAUUAAUAUUCAAUAAUGAAGAAUAGAUGUUUGACCAAUUUAUCUAAGAUCAGGCUAAAAUAUUUAUCAAUAAGAAAAUGAUAAGCUAAGGUUUGAAAUCUGCUUGCAGAUAUAUGAGAUCAAGCAUAGCAAUCAAGCUUUGUGCUUUCGGAUUGAAAACAGGAGUAGAUUUGAAAGAUUACUCUGAUUACAUGCCAUCGCUAGAAUUAAAAACCACCUUAAGAGAUAUUUAGCUGACUUAAAUCAUAACUGAAAGUGUUAGAGAGUUGACAAUGAAAAAUUUUAUGGUAAAGAUCAACAGAGAAAUCAUGGACAAGUUUUUGACCUAUAUUAUUGAUUAGAAAAUGCUGUAGCUAUUCUUCAAACUGUAUAAAAAGAAUUACACAGGUAAACGUUCAGUUAAUAUAUUGUUCAAGAAGAUUUAUCAAAAAUCAAGUCCAGAGGUAUUUAAUAAGUUAAUAGCUUCUCUACUCGAUCUCUAUCCAGAACAUCCAAAGAUAUAGUAUAAGCUUAUGAAAAUUAUUAGCGAAAGUCAUAUUUAAAUGCCUAAAUCAGUAUCAAAAGUUCUACCUUCAAAGAAUCAUUAAUCGAGCAGAAAGAGAGACAUCAUGAAAUAUCUAUACAAUAAUAUGAUUGUAAUUUCUCAAAGUCAGCACUACGUUCAACUAAUAAAUGAUUAGUCCAAAAGACAUCUUCUUCUAGGAUAAUUAGAUUUAUCUAAUCAAGAUUUUGAGGAGUUUAGAGUGCAAAUUAACAAGUUAGCUAAUAAUUUCGAAUAAAUUAAUAAGACUGAAUUUGUUUACGAAGAUACGAUUAUGUUCAUGAAGCAAGUCAGCUAAUUCUAAUCCAAAAUAAUUGAUCCAUUUGCAUUUGACCAUAAGGACAUCCUAAAUUUAAACUUAGAUAAUAAGGAUGAAAAAGAUAUUUCUUCAAAUGUUUAUAGUCUCCACAAAUGGUUUAAAUCAACAAUAUAAAUAGAUAAAGAAAAUAAGGACAAGAUAUAAGAUUUAGAGAACUAAUCAAUUAAUAAGAAGUAGUUGAUUAUAAAGAAACCUUAAUAUUCUGUGCCAAGAGUUUUAUUCAAUACUGAUAAUGAAUUUGUGUGCAAUAAUUCUUUCGAGGAACUUUUAAUGAUACAAAAACUGGAAUUCAUUCUAGAUAGAUUUAAACCUGAGCAACUCAGCUACCAAAAAAUAGAAAAAAUAAAAUGCAUCUAGACAAAUUUAAUAAUGAUUCCUAGAGCUUUUGAAAUAAACUUAAUAGCUAGAAAUAAAAGAAUUUAAGCUUACAAAAACAAUGAAAUGGGCAGAGUCCCUGAUGAAGAUUAAAACGAAAAUGAAGUUAAAGCUUCUUUCCUUGACGAUAUUUUCAAUCAAUUUCAUAAUUAAGUUGAUACAAUCAUUGGAAUCUUCAAAGCUACUUCAAACCCUCACAACUAAGUUGUUGCAAUUCAGUUAGCUUUAAAACUAGUCACUCCUGAAAUCCUUUUGAAAUUCACUUAACUAGAAAGAAAUGAGCUUAGAGAUUUGCUUAACUAUGACUAAAUGGCACUAGCUAAGUUACUAUAGCAUGAAAAAUUGUACUAAGCCCUAAAAGAAUCACUAAUUCUUCCAAUAAUUAGAAAUACUGACAGCAAGUUUGACUUUCUGUUUGAGGAAGGAGCUAGCGAGUUAGAUAGAAAUAGAUUUACAGCUAUGAUCGUCACCGUAUUUUAUCAUGAUGACUUAGAGGCUUAGAAAGAGAUAAUAGAUUCAGAUAAAUGGGUAAAAAUUAUGGGUAGGGAUGCAAAGAUAAUAAUAUUCGCUUAUUUAGCAAGUAAGACAGAUUAGUUCGAUUAAGUAAAUGAUUUAUUGGUAAAACUAUGCCCUUACAUGGAAGGUAUUGAAUAAGUAAAUUACAGUUACUUGUAAGGCGCCUGGUAAAUUAACCUGAGAAGGAAACUUUUAAUGCCAAUAUCAUCUUCUUACUAUAUUGUUGAGGGAUCAAAAAGUAGCGAUCUUAUAUAAUACCUUCUUAAGAUGAAUCGCUACUAAACAGCUAAGUACUAUGCUGAGAAUUUGAAUGGAGAGACAUUUGGCUUUAGUAUGUUCUUGCAUUAACUUAGAAAUGAGGACUUGGAAAUAUCUCAAGAAUAUAUAGGUCUGUUUGUAGAUACAGAUAAUUGCACAUUAAAUUCAAACUUAGUGAAAUUAUCCUAAGUAGUUAUUGAUUCUAAAUCUGAAGCUAUCAUCAAAAGAAUAGAUCAACUGUUCGAUAAUAAAUUACUCCAUCUUGAAAUAACAGAAUAAGAAGCAAAUUAAGAUGAAAAAUCAUGUAUACUUAGCAGAAUGAUUCUUAGUGGCUAUAGUGACAAAGUACAAGUGCUUUUGAGCUUCUGUAAUGAAGAAUAGAAAGAGAAACUUAUUGAAUGCUGCAGGCCUUUCGAGCAAGGUGAUAUGGUUUAUGAACAAGAUCAUAUUCAUCCCUUCGCAGUAGCUCUAUAUUAAGGGAGAGUAGAUUUGGCAAGAUAGCUAUUCCUUCCAAGUGAAAAAUAUGAGAAGAUGACUAUGGCUGAUUUUGAUUCAAUCCAAGCUUAUCUAAAUAAGUAAAUAGUUCAACUUAAAAAUACUCUCAACGAUCAGUAGAAAUCCCAUCAUGAUAAAGUCUGCAUUCUGUUAGAUUAAAACCAAGAUUCAUUAAUUAAAGUUGGCACAGAUAGUCUUGUUCCAAAAAUGAGUUAAAUAUCUUAACAAGACUUAUUUAUGAAGUUGAUUUUGUUCCCUGAGCUAAUUAGUUACAUUUUAGCUGGCUUAUAAAUAAAUUAUAAAGAACAUUGGGAACCAGAGAAUACUAGUUGGAGUGAAGCUGAUCAUGAUAGAUUUUAUCAGGUCCAUGUACUAUAUCCAAUUUAGAAAUUUGCAGUACUCGCCAAAAGAGGCUUAGGCUUUAAUCCACUUGUAGAUGCAUUCUUUUUGAAAAUAGGCUUGAUUUAAUUAUCAGAUGUAAUGAAAGCUCACUUUAAAGAGAGUUAUAUACUCUAUAUGCUCCAGAAUGGCAAUAAUCUUACUGAUUAUUUUAAUAGCAUUAAAAAAGAUACAUAUAACAAAGAAUUGCUAUUUAAGCCCUAUGAUUAUUUCAAAUAAAGAGGACUUCUAAAAGGAAAUGACAAUAAUUAUACUGAUUUUGAAGAAUAACUUAGAUUGAUAGAUGCAGAUGGUGCUAUAAUGAGAAUUUUCACUUAGUAUAAUGAAAAAUUAAUAAGUUAGUAAGAAACAGAACUCAAUGAAUUUUUCGGAUAUAGUUUUAGAGAAUACUUUAAAAGAGGUUUUAAUCACAAUUGGUUCUGUCUUAAUUACUUCUUACUCCAAGUACAUAAAGAAGUAUAAAUUAACCAGGACUUGAGUGUAAUUGAACUCGGAAAUCUUUAAUGGUAUUUAAACUUCACUACUCUUGCUUAGGAUUUGAUUAUAGUUGAGACUCUUUAAUAAAUUUUCCCAAGCGAGAAAGAACUAUUCAAAAGAGACAUCAGUGUGAAAGAGAAACGAUCUAUAAGUUCUGAAUUUGAAAUUGGGAAUAGUGUCAACAUGAAUGUUUCUGCAAGAACUUUAGCUUUUAUCAUAUACCUUUACAAUUCCUACAAGAGAGAGGAUCUUUUAAAACCUCAAGAUGAUAUAUGCAAUUAUAGCUAUCAAUUCGAUAAGAAUAACAUUAAAGCCAUUGAUAUAUUUGCCUGGCUACUUUAAUCUUAAUGUCCUGCAAUAAAAUAAUAAGAAGAGAAGUAUUAUAUAGAGGAAUAUGAUUAAAUAAUUCACAUUAAUUAGCUUAUCUUGGAGACCCUUGAACUAUACGAGAAAACUUUUAAUAACAAGGAUGGAGAAUUUAAAUAGUUGAAGCAGAAACUCAACUUCCAAUAGCUUAUGGUGCAAGACUAAUCUAUUAUUCAUGAUUCAAAAAUGAUUGAUUUGCUAAAGAGUCUUAACGAUUUUGAAAAUAAGACUCUUAAAACUGACUUCUCAGUGAAAUUGGAUGCAGACAUUUUUAAUUUUAUGAAAAUCGACACAAAUAAUUAAUACUUCUAGAAGACUAUAGCUUACACCAAAUUUAUUACUCAAGAUUUGAGAUGGGCCAUUGAAAUUCUAAAAUAGUAUGUUGGGUUAAAAUAGUCAGCUACAUUGGACAUUGAAAUAAGUUCAUCAAAGAAAUCAAGCUGCUAAAAUAUUAUAGACUAUACAGCCCAUGUAGUAAUUAACAUUGAAGACUUAAAUAAUGUGAGUAAAAUUGAAUAACUUGGAGCAUAACUCAGGACUAUUUUGAUAACUUAAACUUUCCAUAAGUUUAUCAAGCAAUCAAAAGAGAAAUUAGUUAAGUUAUUCAAUUGCGAAGAUUUCUAGAUUGACAGUGAAAAUGAUCCAUUCAAAAUUGUCUUCAAUUAGGAAGAAGCAUUGAUUGUACAAGAUAUCAUCAAAGGAGAUUUUAUAAAAUAACUCAAGGGUUCAAUCUAAUUUGACCUUCAUGCCUACCUAGAGGAUUUAUUACUAGCUUAUCCAAAUUUGAAACAAUAAAAUAAACUAAAAGCUAAAACAAUAAACUUAAGGUUUAAACCAUACGAUUAAUGGUACCAGGAUUAUCGAUACAAAGCCGAUGAGUCUGUAGCUUCAGCUCUUAAAUUUGAUGAGAAUCAAACUAUUGACUUAAACUUUUCCUUGGAUUUAAAGGCCAAAACUCUCUAGUUUGAUGAAGUUUCAUUCUAACUCUUGCAAUUGGCAUAUAUAGAAACUCUUAAAAGUAGGUUUGUCUCAAUUAUAAAGUAUAAAAAAACAGAUACUUAAUUUAUGAGGGACAGAGGACAUUUUAUAUACAAAACUCCUCAAUAUGAUGUUGACAUUCUAAGUCUCUAUUAAAGAAUUAUAGUCAAUUCAUAUAAGGAUGAGGGCUUUGAACGUCCAAACAUCAUAGCAGAAAAUAUUCUACUUCACAAUGCCCAGAUAUAAUUAGCGUUAUAAAAACUAAUAGGGGAUCUAUUGACAUAAUUUGAGAGGAACUUUGAUAUAACUAAGUCAAGAUAUAAGAAGUAUAAUACUAGAACCUAGGUUUACUAGUUAAUUAGAAACAUUAAUCUUGCUUUUGAUGUUGAUUCAAAUAUUGUUAAUUUCCAAUAGUGCUUGGAGAUUGUUUCUGAUGAAACGGUUAAAAAAGACAUUGAUAUUGUUAUCUCUGAUUUCUUGAUAGACGUAGUAUAACUUGAAACAAAAGAUUAUGUUGGAAUAUCAAGCAAGUAGAAAGAAGCAUUAUUGAAAAGUAUCGUAGAAGAUGAGUCUUUUAACCUGCCUAAUGAUGUUGGCUCAAUUGAUGUGAAUAUCAAGCUUUUGAUGACAUUCAAAGAUUUAUGA
Messenger RNA from Stylonychia lemnae, 9549 nucleotides. Lineage: Eukaryota; Ciliophora; Spirotrichea; Sporadotrichida; Oxytrichidae. The record is from the annotation of a GenBank genome assembly.